Molecule: messenger RNA, 3339 nt
Organism: Phalacrocorax carbo (great cormorant)
Lineage: Eukaryota; Metazoa; Chordata; Aves; Suliformes; Phalacrocoracidae
Source: RefSeq, a predicted model, not a curated record
GCCCGUUAUGCCUCAGCCUCCGGCCCGGCCGGCCCCGCUCUACUCGCCGCGGCAGCCCCGCCGCUGACCCGGGCGGCGACCGGAGGGCCGAGGCGCGGGACGGGGCUGCCGGGUCCUGCCGGCCUCCCUGCGGGACAGGAUGGCUUCGGUUGAAAGGGAGACGCUGUCCCAAGAUGAACUUCGGAAAAGGCUCUAUCAGACUUUUAAGAACCGAGGUGUACUGGACACACUUAAGACGCAGCUCCGAAACCAGCUAAUCCAUGAACUAAUGCACCCAAUUUUAAGUGGAGAGCUUCAGCCACAGGCUGUUCCAAAUGAUGACAGUUCACUUUUGAUCACAGCUUCCAACAGUUUGGUGGCAGAUCAUCUACAGAGAUGUGGCUAUGAGUAUUCACUUUCUGUUUUCUUUCCAGAAAGUGGAUUAGAGAAGAAGAAGCUGUGGACUAUGCAAGAUCUUCUUCAAUUAAUGAGGAUCAAUCCAAAAUCCAGUCUUUACAAAUCAUUGACUUCGGGAGCUCAGAAGGAAAAUAAAGGUUUUCUUACACAGAUUUUAAUCGGGCUUACAGACCAUCAUCUAAGUAAGGAAACUCGUGACACAGAAACUCAGACAACCUCAGUGCCUCCUUACAGAGAAUCUCUUGCUGAGAAGCUUCAGCUGAUUGAUGAACAGUUUGCAGACUCUUAUCCCCAGCAUCAGAAAUACGAAUCUUUAGAAGUAAAACUUCAUGAAUAUAGGAAAGAAAUAGAGAAGCAGCUUCAAGCAGAAAUGUGUCAAAAGCUGGAACAUUUUAAAGAAGUUGAAAUAGCGAAGAUUAAAAUGGAGGAGAAAGUGCAGACCCAGAAAGAAAUCUCUGAGCUACGUCAUGAGUUAGAGAGGAUGCAUCAGGCAAAGUCCGAAGCCUUGAUUUCUCGUGAAAAGAAUGCUAUUGAGAGGCUUCAAAAACAACAAGAGAUAGAAGCAAAGGAAGUAUAUGCUCAGAGACAAAGUCUACUGAAAGAUAUUGAAGUCAUAAGGACCAGAGAGGUGGACCUGAAGCAAAGAAUUGAGGCAUUUGAAGCCACUCAGAAACUUCAGGAAGAGAAAAAUAAAGCUAUUGAUGAUGCGCUUCGACGUCGGGAGGUUGCUGUGAAGAACAUAGAGGAGACGUAUGACCAAAAGCUUAAGACGGAACUGUUAAAAUAUCAGCUUGAAUUAAAAGAAGAAUACAUAGCCAGAACCAAUAAAGUUACUGAAGAUGAGAAAAAAAAUAAAGAGAAAGCCAUGCUUUUGCGUGAAGAAUCCAUUGCUGUUAAUUCAAAAAAGGAGGAACUCAAGCAAGCUAUAUCACGCGCAAAAGAGCUUGAGCUGGAUUUGGAGUCAGUGAAAGCCCAGGUUCUGUUGGUAAAUAAACAGAAUCAGUUGUUGACAGAAAAACUGAAAGAGGUAUCAGACUAUCCUUUGCUAAAGGAGGAGAAAUUGGAGCUCCAAGUGCAGAAUAAACUACUUAGGCAACAGUUGGAUGAGACUCGCAGUGAGAACCAGCAUCUUCGAGACAAGCUGUCCCAGCCCUCAGCGGAGCACCUGGCCUGCCAAGUGGAGCUGAGGAGAGUGGAACAUUCUAGGAAGCUGGCACUGGAUGAAUUUGAAAGUCAUAGGCAGAUUUUGGAAAAGCAGCUACAAAGUGAGGUUGAGCGUUGUGCCCAGUUAAAGACCCAACUGUUGGACUCCGAAGCUACUGUCAGGAAGUUAAAUGUGCAGGUUGAAGAACUGAAACUGCAAGUGAGACAAACGCAGGCAGCUCUGGAAAAUGAAGUGUACCGGAAUCCAAAGCCUUCACUCGUCGAUCGCUCUGUCCUUGACUUCACUGGUGACAGAAUUGUACCUCAUGACAUUUAUGUGGAUAGCGCCUUCCUGAAGAAUGAGGUUAUGACCAGUGUGAUGAAGGCAAAUGCUGUGCCAAGAGCUGGCUAUCAUCAGCAGUUACAGCCACGCAGUGCUUCUCCGGAUUCUGACCUGGAGUGUAUGGCACAAACCCGGGCUAGAAUAAAAGAACUAGAAAAAGAGGCAGAGUAUCUGGAAGAAGCCUACAGGAACUACCAACACAGAGUCAUGCAGGGUGCGGCUGCAAGCAAAGCACCAAGAAAGAUGCAGUCCCCUUUACUUCUACAGUGUGCUAUUAGUAGAGCCCCCUUGACUACGCAGCAGGAGCUCCUAGAAGAUAAUCCCAGCUCCCGGCAUUCCCCCCUGGGCAGUCCAAGAGGUGAAAAAUAUAUCAAAAGAACUGGGCAGGUUGAUGUCUUUAAAAAUCCCUUAACACCACCACACAGAGGAGCAUCUUCUUCAAGACGCCUUUCUUCUACUCCUGUUUCCAAAUUGGAAAGGGAUCUCAGUAACAAGAAAAUUUCAGAUGACAUCAGUGGCUUGUACCUUGCUUCUUCACAGCAGAGUGUUGACCAGGUGCUUUCUCCUAUUUCAAAGCCUAUUUCAUCUUCCGAGUCUGUUUCUUCCUCACCAUCCAGUCGUGGCCAGAAAAUCAGACUUCAUAAUCAACGAACAGAUAAACAAGAUUCCAGUGAUGUCCCCAAACCGGAAAAACUAAUGUAUGAGGACCUUGAAGAAUGCAUUUCUUCUCCUGAAUAUCAGGGGGACAUUCCAGAGCAGUGUGAAAGUGAUGCCUUGCAUCCAUCUGGGGACAUCGUCAAUGGAAACCAUGUCACAGCCGCUCUGCCAGCAACAGCCACUUCGCUGCAGGACUUAACGGUGCUGGAUCAAAGACAGAUUGAAGAACAGAACAAAGAAGUUGAGAAAAACUUAGAAGAGAGGGAAGCAAGAGAAGAAAGGGGAGGGGGAGAACAACAGGAAUCUUUGGAAAGAGAGCAAACAGAAGUGGAAAAGCUGAACAAAGAGUGGAUCCAAGACUCAAGAAAAAUAGAUGAAGAAAAAGAAGAUGAGGGAGAAAAAUUUGAAAACUGUAAUUCUGGUGCUGAAGAUGACUUAAAGGAUCCUGCUCCAAAUCCAUUAGAAAAAUACAUGAGAAUAAUUCAGCAGAGCAGAGAGCAGGAACUGGCAAAUAAGGAUUUGAAGAAAGAAGAAACAGGAGAUUUAUCGCUUACAGAGGGACUUUUGUCUAGCGAAAGGGAUGACAGUGCCACAGGCAUUUCUCACGGAGACGUGGAUGAAAACUUCUGGUGAACAAUGGCUACUGAUUUUUUUUUUUUACAGUUAUUACUACAAUAAAAACGUUUUUAACGCAGCUUUCUAACUAACUGUAAGAAGUUGUAAUAAAUGUUCUGCACAAAGAUCAAAGGCUGUAUAAUUAUAAAUUAAUAAAGCUGAUUUUGAGCUGUCUCAUCACUUCA